UAUUCCAACACAGCUGAGUGGAAGCCAAUGGUUUGGGGCGAGUUUGAGCCGACUGACACACAAGCAGCGCAAGGAACGAAGCGCGCCAGAGAUGCAGCAAGCGAGUGGGAGGCGAUUCUGGAAGGACGGAAGACGAAGGUGCAAACGAAUAUCAGCCUGAGCUCUGGACCACCGAAGGUGUUGCGCGCGGCUGCAAUCUUGGGAUUACCUCGCCUUCAAGAAGCUGCAGAGAAGCGCCUCAUCGGUGAACGCCCGCUCCUUUGCAAAGCCUCGGCUAUGCCGUUGUUGGCGAGCAGCUUUGGACGCGAGAGGCGGAUCUCACAACGCUGCAUGCAGCUGCUUACGAGCAAUGGUUUCCUAGAUGGGCGUGAGCGUCAACUGGGUGUCAUUUAUGCUACCCAUCCUGUGGUGGGCUGCUUGUUGUCGGGUGUCUUCAAAGCUGUCAAGCCUGAGCCGGCUGCAUCAACUUUCAUUCCGUCUCCAGUGAUGCUGGACUUGCUGCUGGGCCCGAAGCGUCCAACGCCAGGGCUUAGCGCCGAUGUCUCGGCGAGCGGCUCUGGAGCGAAAAGGUGUCGGGGCGGAGCCCGGGGGCUCCUUCUAUUGCCGAGGCGACCCAGAGGCAAUCGAUGAAAGCUUGCCAGUGAGUGAGCUGAAAGACACCCGCCUUGUCUUCUUCCCGGAAGCAGAUUUGCUGCCCUGGCAGCUUUGUGCAGCACAUCGCAGCUGCGAACGCUUGGUGCAGCAGUUGGGGCACGGUUGGGCAGAUGCGGCGAGGCAUCCCUUCUACAAGACCCGGCUUUGCAACAACUGGGCACAGCAGGGAAGCUGCGUGCGAGGGGCCCGCUGUGUCUAUGCUCAUGGCCAAGCGGAGCUAAGAGCGCAAGUGUCUGCGGCGGUGUUCAAGCACUUGCGCGCACCUGGAAGAUUCUGGCCGAAGUCGAGUGCUCCUCCCCCUGGCACGCCGCCUCCGCCUGCAAAGCCAGAGGUGGUGUUCACUGUGGAUAAGGAGGAGGAAAGGCGCCGCGCCGAACGCGCCAAGCGCUUUGCGCCACGAGCAGCCUCGUUUGAGGCCAAAGAUGCUGUGGCUGAAGAUGCGCCUGAAGCUGCGACCGAUGGCGCCGAGGAGGAGGCCGCCGGCGUCUUCGACGAGGAGCAGAUUGCAGACUACCUCUUGGAGAUGCAACAGCAAUUUCUCAGUACCAUGCCCAUGGACGGUGGUGCCGACGGCGGCUUUGACUUCAGUGAUGCAGCUUAUGGCUCGCAAAGCGGUACCGAGCCGCCUCAUCCAAUACCUGGAUAAACAAGCACCUGAGCGCUUGCUUGAAGUUGAAAGUCGAGCAAGGCGGAACUUGCUUGAAAUGCAAGAGAGAGAUGCUUGAAAUGAUUGCCAAGUACUUGCCGCCCAGCUUUGGCUGUGCAAUUAAAGGAACACACGGAGU
This is a messenger RNA of Effrenium voratum, 1439 nucleotides long. NCBI's taxonomy places the organism in Eukaryota, Dinophyceae, Suessiales, Symbiodiniaceae. The record is from the annotation of a GenBank genome assembly.